Messenger RNA from Racocetra fulgida, 1041 nucleotides. NCBI's taxonomy places the organism in Eukaryota, Fungi, Glomeromycota, Glomeromycetes, Diversisporales, Gigasporaceae. The record is from the annotation of a GenBank genome assembly.
AUGGUGCCAACUCCCAAAAUUACCAAUAAAAAAAUUAUAUCCAACAUGGAUCAGAUCAAAACCAUCGGCGAUGAUUCUAACAAGGCCAAAAUCACGUCACCAUCAAUAAAAUCGGUGGAAGUUAAUGACACCGUUUUAUUUGGCAUAAAAUCGGAAGAAAUGAAUGGCGCCAUUUUAUUCGACAAAUGGUUGACCAAUGAUCUUAAGAGUUUCCUAUCACAAAGUGAUGAUUUUUUAUUAACACCCAAGAUCACAGAUCACGAUGUUUCACCUCUUGUAUCCUCUUCUAUGAACACCUCUUCUUCAGCAUUUAAUAAUAUCAUUGAAUCUCAUAAAUCCGAUUCUCCUUUCUUCACAUCUGUUUCCACAUCCGAUUCUGUUAAAGGGUUUUUCCCUGAUAACUCUUCAAAAUCAAUGAGACAUGGUUUGACGUCAAUCGUACCUGCGGUUACUAUUCCUGCGGAUGACCAACUUUCAUUGCCCAUUUGUCAACCAGAUUAUACAUCUGCUUUGAAUAUUCCUUGGGAGCCCGAUGCAAUCAAUACUCCAAAUUUUCUUUCCGAUAAAUCCCCUUCACUUACUUCCGCUUUAACGGAUAAUAGAACCGAUAUCUCAUCUAAUAGCUUCGUUAAAACUAAGAUACUUCCUAGAAACUCUACUAAGGUCACGGCAACUUCACCUGCAGCAAGUGCGCCCCCUACCUCUCCGUUAACCAAAACCACUGCUGAUAAUAGCCGUAAGCGUUCCGCUAAUUGUGUUGAAAAGGAUUCAAAAACCAUCAACGAAGAAUUGGCUAUCAAACGCGCGAAAAAUACUGAUGCAGCUAGAAGAAGUCGUCUUCGUAAAGUUUUAAAAAUGGAAUCACUAGAGAUGCAGGUAAACGAACUCAAAAUUGAAAAUAAAAAAUUUCAAACUCGCGUUGCUGUUUUGGAAAGUGAAAAGAAGGGAUUGAAAGAAAAGAAUAUUGAAAAAGAUAAUAGAAUCAGAUUGUUGGAAAAACAAUUAGCCGAAUCACAUGAAAGGUUAAUCAAUAUAUCAUAA